UAAUCCAGAAACUACUCAGUCGAUCGCAGCUGGCCUUUGUAUGUUCUCGGAGGCUGAGAGGCAAAUGAGGGUUUGCGCGGGCCCUUGGACUACGAAAAAAACACUAAGUACCCGAGACGACAACAAGAAGAGCGUCACACAAACUUGCAGGCUUUGCAACACUCCACAGCCCGAUUGCCUCCCGAAAUCACAACGCCAUCUUGCCCUCGGCCCAUUCAAUACUCCUCGCCCAAUCUGUCGCUACCUCCAUUUCAUCACCUUCGCACUCCCGGCGCCGAGCUUUUUUUGACUCACGAGAGACAGCAGAUCGAUAACACCAGCAACUCGCCGCUGCAACUUCCCCCGUUCAGUCUCUGCCGUGACGACUUCUUAUCCUCCGCACACUCCUAGCGACACGCGCAAUGCCCUUCUCCCCCGCGAAGUCGGAACACUCCGACACCCAUAAUAUGUUCCCGGAUCAUCUUUCCGCGAAAACUGUGCACCGUACGGAUCGCAAAGCCAUAUACCUCAUUACGCGCAGGACCCGCCCGAUAGAUCGCGAUUCGAAGAACUCCACCUGUCACUUUCAACGGCAUGCAUACGGCUAUGCGCGGGAACUUCACAAAAAUCGUCACGAUUGGCCGUUGGCGAAGUCAAUCUAUAAAAGUGAUGAAGAAGCCGAAGCUCCAUUGUUGAGCGAGCAUGUUGCGACAGAGGCCCGUCGACCUAUUGCAGGUCGAGUUCCCCAUAAUCGCAUUACCAACUACGCGUUUACCAAAAUCGUUGCCAUUAAUACUGCUGGCAGUUGUAAGGUAUCUUGGGGACUCUCCUUCGGUCCUUGGAAACCCAUUCGAAGAUCAUUCGCUAAGUCCACACUUCCAAGCUCCUCAUAUGCAGACUAGGCCUAACGUGAAUGAAUCAAUAGCUUUAUGCGCUCGCGGAUUCAACUAUGCAUAUCACUACGAAGUAGCCGCGAAUCCUACCGGCUCGUCUAUCAUC
Periconia digitata is the source of this 978-nucleotide messenger RNA. NCBI's taxonomy places the organism in Eukaryota, Fungi, Ascomycota, Dothideomycetes, Pleosporales, Periconiaceae. The record is from the annotation of a GenBank genome assembly.